Molecule: messenger RNA, 2907 nt
Organism: Acanthochromis polyacanthus (spiny chromis)
Lineage: Eukaryota; Metazoa; Chordata; Actinopteri; Pomacentridae
Gene: rsph10b
Product: radial spoke head 10 homolog B
Exons: 17
Coding region: 78-2294 (738 amino acids)
Source: RefSeq, a predicted model, not a curated record
GUGUCAGUGUCUGUCGCCGUUGCCAUGGAGAAGUUCUUGCUCCGACCUGCUUGCACGUUAGCUACAGAAACAACAAAAUGACAAAGGAGAUGGAAACGGAGACAACGUCGAUAGAAAAUGAUAAGCAGACAAAAUGUGGAGCACCAGAGACGUCAGAGACAGCGGAAGAAAGAAAAAAUAAAAAGUUUGUGAGCCGCGCUGAAAGUUUAAAUCUUCACCUGAAGGUUCGUCCUGACAGUGAUGAGCAGCCCGAGAAUGAUGGCGUCUCUGAACCCCCGGGACUUUUAACCUUAGCUGUACAGAGAUACGAAGGAGAAACUUGUGAGGGACAGUUUCAUGGAGAAGGUGUUGCGUGCUUUAAAGGAGGCCAUGUAUAUAAGGGCAUGUUUUCUCAAGGGCUUAUGGAUGGACACGGUCUCUUCACACAUGCAACUGGACUAAAAUAUCAGGGGGAAUUUGUUUCCAAUAAGCUCAUGGGCCAGGGCACCUACACAUGGCCAGAUGGCAGCUGCUAUACGGGGGAAGUCUACAAUGGUAUACGACAUGGGAUUGGAACCUUCCAAUGUCCCAAAAACCAUGUGUCUUACAGAGGGCAGUGGAAUCAGGGCGAGAGACAUGGAAAGGGUACAGCGUAUUACAACGAGGAUAAGACCUCUUGGUACAAAGGAGAUUGGGUGAAGAACAACAGAGAAGGACGGGGAGUGAGAUGCUACCCCUCUGGUAACAUUUACUCUGGCGAGUGGAAGAACAACCUGAGACAUGGAGAGGGAGUGAUGAAAUGGCUGAAACAAGGACAGGAGUAUGUUGGUACCUGGCAGGAUGGAGUCCAACAUGGUCGAGGCACACAUGUCUGGAUCCUGAAGCGAGCGGAGGAAUCCCAGUAUUUUCAGAGCAAUCAUUACAAGGGGGACUUUAUUCAUGGUCAGAGGCACGGACAGGGAACCUUUUACUAUGCCAGUGGUGCAAUCUACGAAGGAGAAUGGAGGAACAGUAAAAAACAUGGGCAGGGCAAAUUCACUUUCACUGAUGGUCGUGUGUUUGAAGGAGAGUUUGUGGACGAUCAGAUGAUGACUCCCAGCCUGAGAGCUCCCACUUCCCUUGGUGCAUUUAUUAUGUCAGGUAGUCAUUUAUCUAUGCUAGGACCAGACAUGACUCUGAGCAUUGAGUGUCUUCUGGACAAAAUCCCUGAGAGAAAGCGUGACACUGAGUGCAAACAGGUGGAGUUUGUGGUGCUGAGGCAGGACAUCGAUCUGAGGUCUAUUUAUAGCUUCUACAGCAGACUUGGCCAUGCUCACUCCUCGGACAACACCUUCCUGCUGUCCCGCCUGCAGCUCUGGCGGCUGCUCAAAGACUGUAACAUCCACCAUCACAAUAUUACUCUGGCACAGAUAGACCGUUUUAUCAGAGAGGAUGCUGGUUCAGCAGAGAUUCAUUCUCCUUUCACUCCCAUCCUGCUUCGUAAUCUCCUCAGCUGUCUUGUGAUUGUGGCCUACCACAUCUACCAUAAAGACAUGAUUUUACAAAAAAACCUUCUGGCUGCCUGCUUAUCCAGACUGCUGACAGACGACAUCCUUCCCAAUGCAAAGAAUGUAAAAGGCUUCCUGUUUCGGCAGCCACACCUUGCAGUGGUGGCUUUGAACUACAUGAAGAGGUGCUGGGAAGUCUACCAGGCUGACUGCAGGGUCAGAACAGGCUCCGCAGAUGACCUGACUAUGACCUGCAGACACCUGCUGUGGAUGUUCAAGGAUCUCCAACUACUGGACCAUAACCUGACCACAGCAAAGUUGAUGGACAUCAUCACUGCAGAGAGCUGUGACUCCAGCAGCCGAUCCUCCUGCCUGGAUCUGGAGAUUACAUUCCUGGAGUUUUUUGAGGUACUUCUAGGCUGUGCAGAAGUGAAAUGUCAGCAGGUUUGUGAAGUUCUGGAGGAGGACGGACCCCUGGCGAGGUCUGACUCUGAGGCCAUGACGCAUCAACCAGAGAUGGAGGCCAGCGAGGAGAUGAUGAAUGCUACAAUGAGUCCCUCCCAAUCGUCAGAGGAUUUGACUGCUCAGCAUGUGGGAAGUCAAGAUACCAAGAUAAACCUCCAUGAGGCAUCGUCAUCUGCAGAGCACACAGAGGACCAUAGUGAAGGGAACGGCAUGCAGAUCAGCAGAAUGGAGACCAAAGACCAGGAAGUGGAGCUCAGGAGCCAGACAGUACAUCACUUCUUUAACCACAUCUUCUUCCAAGCAUUUGACCAUCACCAGCUAGUGACCAGAAUUAUAGAAGAGAAACACCGCCAAGAGGCCUAGAGAUGCAUCGCUCUGUCCAACGUUCAACAAAUAGCGAGGUAGAACACUUAUAUGAAGUCAUUGCUAAGAUUUUUCAGGCAGCAUUUAGUGCAUCACUGCUUGUUUGAUUCUAUCAGGUACAAUGCUGGUUUUGUUCCCCCCAAAGGACAAUCUUUUUAUUUUCACUUGAAACAACUUCCAAAUUAAAACAAGAAAUGAGAUGUGUUGACAUAUGUAGAAACUGAAUCUGACUUAAAUCAGAUUUAAAUUUGAAUUGGGAAUUUAUCUUGGCAUAAACAUUUAUUGCUGUCCCUCUGUAGGUUUCUUGGAUGUAGACUGUCUCAGCACUUGUUUCAAAUCAUUUUUCUGCCGUUCCUUUACUGACAUUUUUAUAUUUUAAUGCAAUAAACUGUGUAGUGCUCAGUGCUAUACUGUGUUGUGCUGUAGGGAGAAAGGGCAAUAGGAGAAAGACAAACGACACCGGAUGAUAAAGAUGCAGCAAUAUGAGCAGCAAAGAAACCUGAACACAGGAUGAAACCGACUGGUCUGAACCUGUACCAUCCUCAGUCUGAAAACUAAAAAUACAGUGUGUAAUUUGCUGAUUUGUGUGUGGAUAAAAAUGAAGAGCAAUGAA